Rhipicephalus sanguineus (brown dog tick) is the source of this 1077-nucleotide messenger RNA. RefSeq names its product MAP3K12-binding inhibitory protein 1. The record is from RefSeq and is a predicted model, not a curated record. The transcript has 9 exons. NCBI's taxonomy places the organism in Eukaryota, Metazoa, Arthropoda, Arachnida, Ixodida, Ixodidae. The coding region runs from base 108 to 965 and encodes 285 amino acids.
CUCACGUUCGAGUGUUUACAAGCGCGCGCGCACGCGGGUGGCGUGUUUUUCCAUUAGCUCAACGUGUUCGUCAAUCGACAAGUUGUCAACGUAGGAAAAAGAAAAUCAUGGUGGAUGCCUGUUUAAAGCAGUGCACUAAAGUGCUUUCAGCCCUUCUGGAGACUGGAGUCUUGCAAUCGUUUCGAUUCGAGUACGACACCAGCGAUUCGAGUACACCACCAGCGGAAUGCUCUGCAUCUCUGGCACUGGCAUUAGACGAGUUGAUGCGUCGCUGUCAGGAAUACAAGGAUAGUCUUCCAUCCGGCCAACAGCCUACCCCGAAAGUCGACACCAAGAUUGUUCAAAUCCAGGUUGACCGGAAAGUGAUCAAUGACAGGAUUGACGCAUUCAUAACCAGAAAACGUAAAGAAGUCGACGAAUGGAACGUCCAGGAGUUCUGCUGCACAAAAGCAAGCGAUGUUGACAGUGACUCAGAACAAAGCUGUGCACGGGUCGAUUCCGUUUUUGUGCCCAGGUCUGGUGGAAGCAGCCAUGUCAAAGUCUCCAGGGUUGUGAACCAGUGGGGCCCAAUGACAAAGCUUAUGAGGCCCACAACUAGCCACACUCAAAGCCCCGUCAAACAGGAGCAUCAAGUCACCGUGCCUGAAGGAAUUGAAGAAAGGCUGCGCAACAUGGAGUCCCACCUGAAGCUGAAAUCCGGGUGUGCCGUACCCCACGAUGUCUAUGCUCGACUGAAGCAGCUGGAGGACAGAAUCUUGUACCUCGAGGGAAUAUCGCCGGACUAUUUCAGCACCACGGUUCAUUCAGCACCACCAGCUCAACGUAGCAGGUCCAGUGACACUUCAAGGCAGUACGAGGAUUGGAGUUUGGCCCAGAUUGAAAGCAGGAUCGAUCUCCUCAAGAGCCGUCUCAGAGAAAAGGCGGAAGCGGCGUCGGAGCCGUCCACUUCGUCUAUGGCACUGUGAAUUGAUGCAACGGCAAGGAUGGAAGACAUCACUCUGUACAGUUCUGUGACAUAAUAUUUAUUUCAUUUUUCUUACAUAACAGUUGUUCAGUGAGAUAUGCUACGAUGCCUUU